AUGUCUACAAGCACUGCCUACAGAGGUCCGAUCAAGGGAAGAGAUGUUUACACCCUAGCUAGAAAGAGAGUGCGGCAAGAAAACGCUCGGAUUGAUAUCAGUUCAGAUAUACUGGACAGGUCCCACGUUGUUAAGGCUAAGUAUCCAUACAAGACGUUGGUGAGAGGAGAACUCCCACCUGAUGUAGACCCAGCAAACAAACAGCAUCAUCUCACAGACAAAGACUUCCUGGAGGUGAUCCGAGUCAGUCGCUUCCAGUUCUGUCAACUACCAAAGUGGAAACAAAAUCAGAUCCUGAAGAUGGCGCAUCUCAAUUCCGGUCACACGACCAGUUCACUUUCAAACCAAUUGUCUAUACCGUGUCUUUCCCUACACUUGCAAUCAUGA
This is a messenger RNA of Haliotis rubra (blacklip abalone), 387 nucleotides long. Its product is annotated as advillin-like. The transcript has 4 exons. Gene Ontology annotation, biological process: cytoskeleton organization. Gene Ontology annotation, molecular function: actin binding. Lineage: Eukaryota; Metazoa; Mollusca; Gastropoda; Lepetellida; Haliotidae. The record is from RefSeq and is a predicted model, not a curated record. The coding region runs from base 1 to 387 and encodes 128 amino acids.